This is a messenger RNA of Eubalaena glacialis (North Atlantic right whale), 6975 nucleotides long. RefSeq names its product kielin cysteine rich BMP regulator (gene KCP). Lineage: Eukaryota; Metazoa; Chordata; Mammalia; Artiodactyla; Balaenidae. Gene Ontology annotation, molecular function: protein binding. The record is from RefSeq and is a predicted model, not a curated record.
GCGAGCAUGGCUAGGGCCGCGGCCGCUCUGCUGCCCCUCGUCCUGCAGCUCACGGGCCUGGCACUGGCCCCGGGGACCGGCAGAGGUGGGGCCGUCCCCAGGGAGCCUCUGGGGCUUGCUGACAUCCACGACUACCAGCUGCAGGCGCAGGCCCACUCCUCAGCCCCUGCUGGGGCCCCCCAGGAGCGGUGGCGCCCCCUGGAGGAGCGACUGGGAAGGCUGGAGGCUGAGGUCACGGAGCUCAGAGAACAGAACAAAGACCUGCAGGGGAGGGUGAGGCAGCUGGAGUCCUGUGAAUGCCACCCGGCUUCGCCCCAGUGCUGGGGGCUGGGUCGGGCCUGGCCCGAGGGGGCUCGCUGGGAGCCUGAUACCUGCACAGCCUGUGUCUGCCAGGACGGGGCUGCACACUGUGUCCCCCAGCCUGGGCUGCCCCAUUGCCAUGGCUGCAGCCACAACGGUCAGGCCUAUGGCAAUGGGGAGACCUUCGCCACAGACGCCUGUACCACCUGCCGCUGCCUGGAAGGUGCCAUAACCUGCACCCAGAAGCCAUGCCCAAGAGGACCCUGCCCGGAGCCGGGAGCGUGCUGCCCGCACUGCGAGCCCGGCUGUACUGGAGGCCACAGGAGUGGGGAAACGUGGCAACUGGAGCCCUGUGUCAUCUGUACCUGUCAGGCAGGGACGGUGCAGUGCCAGGGGCCCUCAUGCUCAGAGCUCAACUGCCUGGAGAGCUACACCCCACCUGGGGAGUGCUGCCCCAUCUGCCGGCCAGGCUGUGAGUAUGAGGGGCAGCUUUAUGAGGAGGGGGCCAACUUCCUGUCCAGCUCCAACCCUCGUCUCCAAUGCUCCUGCCUGAGGAGCCUGGUUCGCUGUGUGCCCUUGAAGUGCCCGCCCAUCCCCUGCCCUGAACCAGCCCUGAGGCCCGGGCACUGCUGCCCAACCUGCCAAGCCCAAGGCUGCACAGAAGGUGGUUCUCACUGGGAGCAUGGCCAAGAGUGGACCACACCUGGGGACCCCUGCCGGAUCUGCCAGUGCCUGGAGGGCCACAUCCGGUGCCACCAGCGAGAAUGUGCCAGCCUGUGCCCAUACCCUGCCCGGCCCCUCCCGGGCACCUGCUGCCCUGUGUGCGAUGGCUGUUUCCUAAAUGGGCGAGAGUACCGCAGCGGGGAGCCCGUGGGCUCUGGGGACCCCUGCUCCCACUGCCGUUGUGCCAACGGGAGUGUCCACUGUGAGCCUCUGCCCUGCCCACCGACGCCCUGCAGACACCCAGGCACGAUCCCUGGGAAGUGCUGCCCAGUCUGUGACAGCUGUGAGUACCAGGGACACCAGUAUCAGAGCCGGGAGACCUUCAGACUCCAAGAGAGUGGCCGCUGUGUCCGCUGUUCCUGCCAGGCCGGCGAGGUGUCCUGUGAGGAGCAGGAGUGCCCGGGUGCCCCCUGCACCCUGUCUGACUCUGGCCCCCAGCUCUGCCCAGCCUGCGUGCUUGGUGGAGAGGAGUUUGCUGAGGGGGUCCAGUGGGAGCCUGAUGGUCAGCCCUGCACAACCUGUUCCUGUCAAGCUGGGGUGCCCGUGUGCAGGGCUUUGCUCUGCUCCCCAGCCCCCUGCCAGCACCCCACCCAGCCCUCUGGUGCCUGCUGCCCCAGCUGUGAGAGCUGCACCUACCACGGCCAAGUGUACGCCAACGGGCAGAACUUCACAGAUGCAGACAGCCCUUGCCACACCUGCCACUGCGAGGAUGGGACCGUGACAUGCUCCUUGGUCAACUGCCCUCCCACAACCUGUGCCAGGCCCCAGAGUGGACCCAGCCAGUGCUGCCCCAGGUGCCCAGACUGCAUCCUGGAGAAACAAGUGUUUAUGGAUGGCGAGAGCUUCUCCCACCCCCGAGACCCCUGCCAGGAAUGCCAGUGCCGGGAAGGCCAUGCCCACUGCCAACCUCGGGCCUGCCCCAGGGCCUCCUGUGCCCACCCGCUGCCUGGUCCCUGUUGCCAGAACAACUGCAAUGGCUGUGCCUUUGGUGGGAAAGAGUACCCCAAUGGAGCAGACUUCCCCCACCCCUCCGACCCCUGCCGCCUGUGUCGCUGUCUGAGCGGCCACGUGCAGUGCCCGGCCCGCCGCUGCCCGCCCUUGCCCUGUCCAGAGCCGCUCCUGUUGCCAGGAGAGUGCUGCCCGCAGUGCCCGGCCACCCACUCUGGCUGCCCUCGGCCCGGGGGCGGGGUCCCCGUCCGCCACCAGGAGCACUUCUCCCAGCCCGACGACCCCUGCCGCCGCUGCCUCUGCCUCAACGGCUCCGUGUCCUGCCAGCGGCUGCCCUGCCCACCGGCGCCCUGCGCCCACCCGCGCCAGGGGUCCUGCUGCCCCUCCUGUGACGGCUGCCUGUACCAGGGGAAGGAGUUCGCCAGCGGCGAGCGCUUCCCUUCGCCCACUGCCCGGUGCCACGUCUGCCUCUGCUGGGAGGGCAGCGUCAGCUGCGAGCCCAGGGCCUGUGCCCCGGCACAGUGCCCCUUCCCUGCCAGGGGUGACUGCUGCCCUACCUGUGAUGGCUGUGAGUACCUACGGGAGUCCUACCUGAGCAGCCAGGAGUUUCCGGAUCCCCGGGAGCCCUGCAAUCUGUGUACCUGUCUCGGAGGCUUCGUGACCUGCAGCCGCCGGCCCUGUGAGCCUCUGGGCUGCAGCCACCCGCUCACCCCGUCUGGGCACUGCUGCCCGACCUGCCAGGGAUGCCUCUAUCAUGGGGUCACCGCUGCCCCCGGAGAGACCCUUCCCGACCCGCUCGACCCCACCUGCUCCACCUGCACCUGCCAGGAAGGCUCCAUGCGCUGCCAGAAGAAGCCGUGUGCUCCAGCUCUGUGCCCCCAUCCCUCCCCAGGGCCUUGCUUCUGCCCUGUUUGCCACAGCUGCCUCUCUCAGGGCCGGGAGCACCAGGACGGGGAGGAGUUUGAGGGGCCCACAGGCAGCUGUGAGCGAUGUCGCUGUCAGGCUGGCCAGGUCAGCUGUGAGCGGCUGCAGUGCCCACCUCUGCCCUGCCCACUCCAGGUCACAAAGCCGGGGAGCUGCUGCCCUCGCUGCAGAGGCUGCCUGGUUCAUGGGGAGGAGCACCCUGAAGGCAGUAGCUGGGAGCCCCCCGACAGCCCCUGUUCCUCCUGCAUGUGUCAUGAGGGUGUCAUCACCUGUGCCAGCAUCCAGUGUGUCACCUCCUGUGCCCAGCCUCACCUGGGGCCCCGUGACUGCUGCCCUCGAUGCUCUGACUGUGAGCAUGAGGGUCAGAAGUAUGAGCCCGGGGAGAGCUUCCAGCCUGGCGCAGACCCCUGUGAAGUGUGCACCUGUGAGCUGCAGCCUGAGGGAACUCUCAGCCUUCGCUGUUACCGGUGGCAGUGUCCCAGCCUGGUGGGCUGUCCCGCCAGCCAGCUCCUGCCCCCUGGGCCCCAGCACUGCUGCCCCACCUGUGCCCAGCCGCUGAGUCCCUGCACGGAGCACCUGCGGGGGUCUAAGCUGGCCCCACCAGACCCCUGCUACACCUGCCAGUGCCAGGACCUGACUUGGCUCUGCAUUCACCGGGCCUGUCCUGAGCCCAGCUGUCCCCUGUUGGAGCGCCAUACCCCCCCUGGGAGCUGCUGCCCCGUGUGCCAGGAAUGUGUGGUGGAAGCUGAGGGCCGGAGAGUGGCAGAUGGAGAGAGCUGGCGGGAUCCCAGCGACGCCUGUGUCACUUGCACCUGCCGUCGGGGCCGCGUGGAGUGCCGCCUGGAAGAGUGCCAGGCCCUCUCCUGCCCCCACGGCUGGGCGAAGGUGCGGGAGGCUGGCAGGUGCUGUGAGAGAUGCCAAGCCCCCGCCCAGUCGUGCGCGCACCAGGGCCGGCAGGUGGCCUCCGGGGAGCGCUGGGCCGUGGACGCCUGCACCAGCUGCUCCUGCGUAGCCGGCGCCGUGAGCUGCCAGAGCCAGCGCUGCCCGCCGCUCUCCUGCGGGCCCGACGAGGCCCUCGCCCUGAGUCCCGGCAGCUGCUGCCCCCGCUGCCUGACCCGGCCCGCUUCCUGCAUGGCCUUCGGAGACCCUCAUUACCGCACCUUCGACGGCCGCCUGCUGCACUUCCAGGGCAGCUGCAGCUACGUGCUGGCCAAGGACUGCCGUGGAGGGGACUUUAGCGUGCACGUGACCAACGAUGACCGGGGCCGGAGCGGCGUGUCCUGGACUCACGAGGUGGCCGUGCUGCUGGGAGACGUGGCCGUGCGGCUGCUGCAGGGCGGGGCGGUCACGGUGGACGGGCGCCCCGUCGCCUUGCCCUUCUUGCAGGAGCCUCUGCUGUAUGUGGAGCUGCGGGGACGCACGGUGAUGCUACACGCCCAGCCGGGGCUCCAGGUGCUGUGGGAUGGGCAGUCCCAGGUGGAGGUGAGAGUGCCUGGCUCCUACCGGGACCAGAUUUGUGGGCUCUGUGGCAACUUCAAUGGCUUUGCCCAGGAUGAUCUGCAGGGCCCUGAGGGGCUGCUCCUGUCCACUGAGGCUGCGUUUGGGAAUAGCUGGCAGGUGGGAGAUGGCCGGACCUGUCCCUCAGGCCUCGAACUGCCCACCGUGCUGCUGCAGAUGGAGCGGAGCCGGCGGGCCCAGGAGCAGCUCCUGUGGGAUUUGGAGCUGCUGACCGGGGCGGGGCUGGGCCUCUCCUGGCCCCCCUGGGCCCAGUUCUGCGGUCUGAGGGACCAGGCCCGGUGUGCGUGGAGCCAGUGCAGCAAGCCCCGUGGUAGGACGGAUGGGGGCUCUGAGCGGCUGACGAGUGGGAAUUCCGGGCUGUGCCCAUCGCCCCAGGCUGAGGACUCCCAGAGCGAGGACCGUCAGCUCCUGGAGGGGGGGCUGGCAGAGGACCCAUCGUCAGCCCUGGAUCUGAGUGAAGCCAGGUUUGAUGCAGACCCAAGGUGGGAGAGCCCUGGCAUGCCUGCAGAAGGGCCCACAUCUGGUUGCUCACAAGAGCUGAACCUCACCACCAGCAGUAGCUUUGGAGAACCAGGAAGCUCAGAGUUCAAGGAGCUGGCCCAGAGGGAAGACGGGGAGCUAGCAGGGCCCAUGCCCCAGAGGCCCCAUCAACCACCAUCCAGAAGCCUCCAGGAGAAGAAGCUGGCUCAGGGAGCCCCAGGGCCCUCAGGCCUCCCCUCCCAGGGCCUGCCAGAACCCCAGGAUCCCCUGGAGGGGCUGGGCUGGAGCCUGGGCCAGGAGAGAGCAGAACUAAAGAAACUGCUAAGAACUGAGAUUCCUCAGAGUCAGAGAGAGGAGGCCCCUCAGGAUCAGAGAGGGCAGGCCCUCCAGGGGGAGGACAAGGAAGUUCCUCAGAGUAAGAGAGAGAAGACAAACGAGGGUCAGAGUGGGGAGCCCCCUCAGGCUCUGAGGGAAGAGGUCUCGGAAGGUCAAAGGUGGGAGACCUUUGAAGGUCAAAGACCUUUGAAGGUCUCGGAAGGUCAAAGGUGUGAGAAUAAAGAGGCUCCUCGAGGUCAAAGCGGAAGUCGCCUUAAGUGCCGGAGAAAGGAGGCCCUCCUGGAGCAGAGUGAGGAUUCUCCUCAGGGCUCGGAAGUGAAGAUGCUUCAGUCUUCGGAGCGCAGAGGCCGUGUCUCACAAGCCUGGGAGGUGGCUCGGGGAGAGGCACCUAUGCCGUCCCGGGAGGAAGGCGGCUCCCUGGGAAUUCCGGGGGGCUUCUGCAGGUCCCUGGGAGAACAGACGCCGCAGCCUGGGGGAAGGGAGAGCCCGGACCCGCGGGGAAGGACCACCCAGCUGAGGCAGGUUAAGACCGGUGGCCCGAGAGGAGAGAGCGCAGCGGCCGUGAGAGAGCAGGGGCCCGCCCGGGAAGGGGCGCCGGCUCCCCUUACGCCCCCGGGGCCUCCGGCCCGGCCGCCGCUCCCACGCCCAGGAGCGGUGUUGCUAGCGGCCCUACGCACUGGUGGUUCCGGGCAGCGGGAGUGCCCCGGAGCUCUCCCAGGGCACCCGGGCCUGCUGAGCGAUCCGCACUCGCUUCAGGGCCCGGGAGGAAGCCCUGGCCCCGCGGAGCAGCAGCUGGGCGGCUCCAUGGGGCUCCCGGGAGCCCUCGGGGGGCGGAGGGGAGGUGCCGAGGCCCCCAGAGCCUCGAAGACCGCGUGGCCCCGGUCCCCGAGCAGGGACAGGCGGUCGGCGGGCGUGAGCGCGGCGCAGCAGGAGACGGCUCUGCAACGGCUGCUGGAGCUGCACAGUGAGGCCAGACGUCGGCGGCAGCAGGACCGCGAGCAGCAGCGGCUCCGGGUCUUGGAACGCCUCCGCAUCGCCAGGAACCGUCACUGCCGCGUGCACCCCUUGGGACCCCCACCGAGCCCGGCUCAGCUCCCACCACAGGAGGACGCGGCCGGGCAGCGGCGCGCCCUGCGGGAGCAGCUGAAGCAGAUGCAAAGGGAGAGAACCGGGCGGCUGCGAGCCCUCGGGGCCAGGAACACCCAGAACUUCCAGCAGCUACUGUGGCCCCCUGGCUCUGAGGAGCCUGCGCCUGGAGAGCAUCGCUCACUCUUCCCAGCCCCCUCUGGUCACUGCUGAAUCCUCAAAGGGACGAUUAAAGAGACGGGGAUUUAAGGAAAAAGCAAGAGGGCAACCUGUAGGUCAGAGGUAGUUUCAGAAAGGCCCAGAACGCAGCCUCAGGGCCUGGGAGAGCCAGAUACAGACACGCAUGGCACUUUCGGCCCACCAGGUGUGUUAUUUCUUCUUCCCUCCCCUAAGCCCACUGCCUGGCCGACGGUCAGAGGGCCAGGUCCUGGGGGUCAAGCAGUGCGAAGGCCCCAUUCUUGCGGAAGAAAGAUUCAAUGCGGCACAUCUUGCAGGAGACCAGUUCUUGCUUCACUGGGGGGCCUGGGAAAAGAUGUCAGAGGCCAGGAAUGGAUUCCUGGGAAAGGAACUCGCAGAGCCCGGGAGCCCUGCCUGCAUAACCCUAGGAAUCUGCCUGUGUUGUAUCCACUUUGUAAGCGUGAAAAAAUAAAAAGAAGUGCU